CAGAUGUGUCGCAGAUUUUAAAAGUCACUGUACUCGCAGAAAGAUCUAGUACGAGGAAACGCUGAAAAAAAAGAUUUAGAAACAACAUAGACAAGACUGCGAAGAGGACAGUGAGAGUGGGAGCAGGAAAUCGUUGUUUUAACAGAUUUAUAGUUACUUUAACGACCAACAGGAGUCACGAAUACAUCAAGGAAGCUUCGUUAUUUCGGAGGAGCGUAUUAAAAGCGCAAAUAAUCCCAUGGAACUGUCAGCUAUCGGUGAACAAGUGUUUGCUGUGGAAUCAAUUAUAAAGAAAAGAGUACGGAAGGGGAAUGUGGAAUAUUUACUGAAGUGGAAGGGGUGGCCCCCAAAGUAUAGCACGUGGGAACCUGCGGAGCAUAUCCUAGAUCCUCGGCUUGUUCUGGCUUAUGAAGAGAAAGAGCACAGGGACAGAGCAGUGGGCUGGCGUAAAAGAGGGCCUAAACCAAAAAGACUUCUUGUGCAGAACAUUUACACCAUGGAUCUCCGGAGUGCACAUAAAGCUGUAGAGAAGUCCCCAGCACACUUGCAUCUGUCCCUCACUGGCUCACUUGACCCGCAGACUGGCCAUGUGGACCAGAAGUUCCAGUCCAAAAGAGACAGGGUGUAUCAGCAACUGAUUCAGCACAAGAGAAAGAAGAGAAACUCCAUAGACCCAUCAGUGGAGGACUGGGAGGGGAGAGAGGACGAGAAUGAGGAUGAGGAAGAGGACGGUAUGAGACAAGAAGAGGCAGAGACUGACAGGGCAACUACAACCAGUAACAUAAGGACUGAGGGUUGGAAUCCAAUAACAGGGACAGAAGAAGUGACGGAGUGUCCCUUGUCUGAUGAGUGGAGGCCACUCAUGGUUCCAGAGGAGGUAACUGUGACCGACGUCACCCUCAAUUCACUGACAGUUACGUUUAGAGAGGCUUUGGUUGCGAAGGGCUUCUUCAGAAGCUGGGAACUGGAAUUCUAAUAUUCAGACAUGAGGAAGUCUGAAGAUGUUGAGAGAAAAAUAAACGCGUGAAGGGUAUGGGACACAUUCAUCAAAUGCACUAUGUUCACACAGCCUUUUUGCGUUAAUUCAUUCUGCAGCAUGUCUUUUGUUAACAUUACCAAGUAAAUUUAUGAUAAUCAGCAUGGAUAGAACUUCUUUUUAAUUCUGAACUUACAUUUACAUUUAUGGCAUUUAGCUGAUUUACUUGCACUGUUAACAUUAAUUAGGAAGGACCUCUGUUUAACAAGAUAAACUUUUAUCUUUCAAGCCUGAGAUUUGAAGCUUUUAACCACGAUUAAACCUUUAUAUGUUCUUUCCAGUUAACUGAUAAAGGUGGGUACACAAAGUAAUUUGAAACUAUGUUUGCAAGACAGUAUGAUUCAGCUUGUCCAUAGUGAUCAGUGUAUGUUUGGCUGUUAUUAAGCAUUGUUGAUGCUUCGUAAAAUUUUACUGAAUUUGCAGUGCGCUUUGAGGAACCAAGUGAAGUAAAAAAAAAAUUAAAAAAAAUCACAAGCCACUAAAAUUAAGAAAAACUAUCAUUUAAAAAUAUGAAAAAAUGUGUAAUACCAACUGACUGUCAACUAGUAAACCAUCCAUUGACAACACUGCCAUUUAUGGAAGAAAUUCUCCAAACCAAACAUUUUAUUUGUGAUGGAGUUAUGUCAGUUUAUUGUACUCCAAAUUAUUUUUCACUCCAAUUGCGCUACAAAAUAAUGUUAGACCAUCCUUUCCUUUUGUAGGUGGCGUGCCUUAAAACAUUUGAAUAAUAAGACCUAAAAUGCUUAAAAAUAAAGUUUGGUUCGAUAAUUGAGUGCCAGUCGGAUAGGUAGAUUACGAGCUAACUUGCACUCAAUUUUCAACCUCUCUAGUACAGAACAAAUACUGGCAUAAGUGUGGACAAUCUAGCCGUAGCAUCCGUUCAUAUAGUGCAAGCUUACUGUAACUUCUGUUGGGAAUUUCCCUGUAUUUGAACUGGUACACUUAUUUGGGAAUCACAAAUUGGUCAAUGAACUUUGCCUUUUGCAUAGACUGCAAAAUUAUGGGGGGAAAAAAACCUAAUUCUUCCAUUUUUUAAAAUGUGUUGAUCUAGAUUAUAUACAUAAUAGAAUAAUGUAGCGUUUCUGUAGCAUCUGUAUUUGAAUUAAUUCCUCUUCAUUCAGCCAUGGCAUCUGUGUUGCACUGUGUACUUAUGACAAAUCUCUGAUAGACCCUUGCUGUUUAAUAUGUAUACUCAUGCCAAAACAUAACUGUAAAAAAACUACCCCCAACUUGGGCCUGAUUUGUUUGCCUGUGGAAAACUGAAGACAGUUUUGUCUGUAUUUUUGUAUGUUGACUUGAAUGUAUAUUUGAACAUAAUCUCUAGUAACGGAAGUGACUAUUUUGUACUUUUCUUAUAAUUAGUGGUAGCUGAGUAAGUUACACAUGUACACAUUUCAUAUUACCAAGAUAUCUGUGGUUGUUUUUGCUUCUAUGAAAAAUUGCACUUUAAAACAGAUAAUCUGGUAGUGAUGCUUAAAAAUACAUUGUUGUAUUUGUAUUAUCUAUUAGACAAGUGUUUUAUAAUGUAAUAAAGCUAAAUGUAAGGAAUC
Messenger RNA from Electrophorus electricus (electric eel), 2586 nucleotides. It is a transcript of the gene cbx7b, whose product is annotated as chromobox homolog 7b. Gene Ontology annotation, biological process: negative regulation of transcription by RNA polymerase II. NCBI's taxonomy places the organism in Eukaryota, Metazoa, Chordata, Actinopteri, Gymnotiformes, Gymnotidae. The record is from RefSeq and is a predicted model, not a curated record. Gene Ontology annotation, cellular component: PRC1 complex.